This is a messenger RNA of Rosa rugosa (rugosa rose), 1519 nucleotides long. RefSeq names its product 2-alkenal reductase (NADP(+)-dependent)-like. Gene Ontology annotation, molecular function: 2-alkenal reductase [NAD(P)H] activity. The coding region runs from base 31 to 1110 and encodes 359 amino acids. The transcript is spliced from 5 exons. NCBI's taxonomy places the organism in Eukaryota, Viridiplantae, Streptophyta, Magnoliopsida, Rosales, Rosaceae. The record is from RefSeq and is a predicted model, not a curated record.
AGAGAAAGAGAGAGCUUAAGCAAGCUAGCAAUGACGUUAGUGAGAAACAAACAGGUGAUAUUGAGGAACUAUGUCACCACUUUUCCGAAAGAUUCGGACUUGUAUGUGACCAGCACUACUGCUAGUGUCAAGUUCAAGCUUCCUGCUCACACUAUCAUUACCACUUCAAAGGAACCAGCCGUCAUAGUGAAGAACCUCUACUUGUCUUGCGAUCCCUACCAGCGGCUCUUUAUGGAAAAAAUCCCAGGAGUCGACGAAUCUACGUAUAGUCAGCGAGUCUACUAUACACCCGGCUCGCCAAUAUAUGGGUAUGGAGUGGCUGAAGUGUUGGACUCACACCACCCAAAUUUUAAGGCAGGUGACUUAGUUUGGGGGACUACUAAUUGGGAGCAAUACAGCCUUAUCACUACACCCAAAAGCCUCAUCAAAAUCCAGCACACUGAUACUGAUGUACCCCUUUCCUACUAUGCUGGAAUUCUUGGUACAACUGGUUUGACCGCUUACGUUGGUUUCUAUGAAUUCUGUUCUCCGAAGAAAGGAGAAAAUGUGUUUGUUUCAGCAGCAGCUGGUGCUGUUGGUCAGCUUGUUGGCCAAAUUGCUAAACUAAUGGGUUGUUAUGUUGUUGGAAGUGCUGGUACUAAGCAAAAGAUUGAUCUAUUGAAGAGCAAGUUCGGAUUUGAUGACGCUUUUAACUAUAAGGAAGAGAGUGACUUGGAUGUGGCUUUGAAAAGGUAUUUUCCUGAAGGCAUUGAUAUAUACUUUGACAAUGUUGGCGGCAAAAUGCUGGAUGCGGUCUUCCUCAACAUGAGUGUCCAUGGCCGAAUUGCUGGUUGUGGAAUGAUUUCACAGUACAAUCUUGAUCAGCCAGAAGGGGUGACCAAUUUGAUGCACCUUGUGUACAAGCGUAUACGCUUCCAUGGAUUUACCGUUCGUGAUCACUAUCAUCUGCAUCCCAAAUUCUUAGACUUCAUUCUGCCUUACAUUCAACAAGGGAAGAUCGCUUAUAUAGAAGACAUCGUUGAAGGCCUUGAGAAUGCUCCAGCAGCACUGUUUGGACUUUUUAAGGGUCACAACAUUGGAAAACAAGUAGUUGCAGUUGAUCAUGAAUGAUCAAUGCUACAUGAUCAAUCCGCUGGUCUGGUGCACCAACUAUAACUGGGUAGUUAUUUGAGCCAGUACUAAUAUCAAAAGCGGCUCUUGGUCCUAGAGAAGGCUAUGCAUUAUCAGUACUAUUAACCCCCACACAUUUGAUUAAUCAGUGUAAAAUAAUAUAAACUAAAGUUCGACAUUUGGAUUGCCGGAGCCUGCUGCCACAAACUCCCAUCCCACCUGCAUAUAUCAAGUUUAAGACAGUCUAUUAGAAGUUUCUUAAGGUUAUUGUAUCAAACCCAAUGUUUUAAAACGCUGAGGCGUAGGUCGAGGCGUUUUGGGGAGAGCCUCAAUAAGGCGUUCUCCUUGAGGCGUAAGCCUUACGUAUAAACGAUCCAUAUAUAUGUCAUUAUUUGUCCCUCUCCAAGCA